Effrenium voratum is the source of this 3681-nucleotide messenger RNA. The record is from the annotation of a GenBank genome assembly. NCBI's taxonomy places the organism in Eukaryota, Dinophyceae, Suessiales, Symbiodiniaceae.
AUGGCCAGGUCGCGGUCCGCUUUCUUCAGGAAGUCCCACCCCGUGUCCAAGGUCGGUGAACAAGCUCACAUCGACCUCGUGAUCAUUGAGGACGCUUUCCAGCAGACGUUUGUGGUGUGCCACAUCACGGACUCGGUGUCUUGCUUCCAGAUGGCGGCAGUGCUGGAGUCGAAGGCGACCCAAGCGGUGGUGGAGUUUUUGCAGACCCAAUGGAUACCGUUGAUGGGCCCGCCAAGGACAUUAGUUGCAGACCAAGGACGUGAAUUUGUCUCGUGGGAGUUUGAGCAGUUCUGCAACUCCCGCUCCAUCUACCUCUACCACAUCGGUGUUGGUGCUCCUUGGCAGAAUGGUGUUGCUGAACGUUCUGGAGGAACGCUGAAGGCGCUUGUGGGUGCGGUGGUGAAGGCUCACACCAUUGCAGGUCGCAGCGAGCUGAGCUUGGCCUUGGGUGAAGCUGUAGCCUCCUACAACUCUGAUGUGAACGAAGAGGGCGUGUCGCCUGUUCAGGCAGUCACGGGCCGACAGCCCGUCAUGCAGGGCGACGUGCUUGGAGGAUUUGCCUCUCGACUUGCAGAACAUUCCUUGAUCGAGAGCAAGCCCACCCUAGCGCGCCAGGUGGCCAUCCGCGAGACAGCUCGUCUGGCAAUGGUGAGACUUCAUUUUAGUCGUGGCCUUCGACGCGCUGAGCUUGCUCGAGCUCGCACAACCACGGUGGAGAACCUGCCGCAGCCUGGACUCAUGGUGGCAAUGGAGCAGCAGCGUGAUGGACGUGAUGGAGCCAACAUCUUCGUCUCCUUCAAGGGUCAGUUGACGAAAUGUCCUGCUGAACAUGUAAGGGCGGCGUCUUCGUUGGAGCAGAUUGCCGCGGAAUCCUGGGAGGAGGCCAUCAAGGAGGUGAUUGACGCAGCUGCUCAAGAUGCAGAAUUGGCUCUACCUGCUGUAGGUCCUGGAGGUGAAGCGCAACCCUUGGAUGAGUUAGCGGAGUUGGACGACGACCUUGAACCACCUCAUACACAACCAAGUCGUGCAAUACCUCAACAGCCAUUGGUUGAGCUCGGCGGUGUGGCGCCAGCCGAGAUCGUGGCGGCUCUGCAGCCUGCAGUGUCGUCCGCGGUGACCCCCAGGUCAUCCUGGCUGUCUCCAUCGGAGAGAAGUUUGCAGAGUGGCCCGUUGAGCGGUGGAACAAUGCCUGGCACUCCGAUAGCUGGACUAUUUCAACGUCGACCCCGGCUACAAGAACUUGCUGGUCAAGGUCAGACCAUCGAGGUCGAAGAUCCAGGUCGUGGAGUGAAGCGACCGGGAGAUCUUCUUGAAAGAAGCUCGCAGGCAUCCAAACCGCCGGAGCCACCGGCAACUGGAAUGGCAAUCUCGCCUGAGGAGGGCCACGAAGCCUUCUCGGCCAUCCGACUGACGAACGACGAGGUGCGCAAUAUGGUGGAGGCGUGUGAGAACAGGCAUCCACUUUUGAAGGUGCAAGCCAUGGCUGAGCUUGACCGGAGAAAUCCGGUGGAGCGCAUGGAGAAUGACCACGGCACUUGGGACGGCAGAUGGUCCCAGCUUUGUCAGUCUGAAUGGAACUUGAUGCGAGAGUUGGGAUUGCAGCUACCUCCCGGCAACGCACAUCAUGUAGAUGUGGUGCAAGCGGCUCGCAAAGAGUACAAGUGGUCCGAGAUGAAUGCGGACCUCAAGAACCAGUUCAGAGAGGCGGCGGUGAAAGGCUGGAAAGCCUAUGUGGACAAUGCUGCGGUGGAGAUCCUCUCCAUGGAGGAAUCUCGGAAAGUGCAAGAGAAGCUGAUGAGGGCUAACGAGCAGGACAAAAUAUUAAGGCCCAGGUUUGUGAUGACCGACAAAAAUGAUGGGGUCAGGACUUCGGCUCGGCCCCUACCAGUACUGCCAAGCUCGCGUUUGGUGGCGCCCGGUUUCCGCGAUAGAGCAAAUUUGGAAGGUGCUCUGCGGAAGGACGCGCCUACAGGGAGCAGGAUAGCACAGCACUUGCUCUUCAACAUCACGGCCAGCCGGCCGGAAUGGGCCUUGAUGUCAGCUGACGUCAAAGCCGCUUUCUUGAAGGGCGACCCAUACCUGGCCCGUGAGCUGUACCUGAUGGGCACCGAUGACUCCAAGGGGCCAUCCAUACCGCUCAAGCCAGGCCAGCUGGCUCGUGUCCUCUUCGGGCUUGCAGACGCUCCUCGGGAAUGGUGGAUGCGUUUGGAUAGAACGCUUCGCGAGAAUGGGUGGGUCCGCACCCUCAUCGACGGAGCGACCUGGCUGAAGUGGUCAGCCAACAACGAGCUCGAAGGCAUCAUCGUUGCUCACGUCGAUGACCUUUUGUUCUGCAGAUGCUCUAAAGCAGAACACAGUCUUCACAAGGUGGGUAGCGAACUUGGAUUCGGAUCCGUUGAGCGCAGUGACUUCGUCUGGUGCGGGAAGAGGAUCAGACGGGCGUCUGACAACACCGUGCGCAUCUCGAUGAGCGAGUACCACCAGAACUUGCAACCUGUGCUCAUCCCAAAGCAUCGCAAAUCUGAUCUGGACGCGCUGCUGACGGCCGGCGAACAGAAGCAGCUGCGUGCAGUGGUUGGGUCAAUGCAGUGGCUUGUUGCUCAGCUGAGGUUCGACAUGGGCUUCGUGGUGUCCUCGCUGCAGAGCGAGAAGGCGACUGUGCGCACCUUGAUCAAGGCUAACCAGGCGGUGGCUGAAUUCCAGCGAGAUGUGCACUUUGAGUUGAUCUUCCGGCCCCUGGACCUGAAGGAAUGUGGCAUCAUGGUAGUGACGGACUCGGCGCUGGGCAAUGUGAAGCUCAACGGCAGCGAUGAGGGCAGCCCUUUGGAGAAGGUCUACUCUCAGGCCUGCUACUUUGUCCUCCUCGCGGACAAGGAGUUGCUCUCAGGCAGGAGGGGGAAGUUCAACGUCUUAGAUGCACGGUCACACCGCAUUCCCCGUGUUUGUCGCUCAAGCUACGCGGCGGAGCUCUUGGGCACGGAGGAGGCGUUUGAUGUUGGACAGUUGUGUCGCGGUUUUCUGGCGACCGUCAAUGGCUGGAACAUGUCUGGACAGCAAGCGCUGGAAAUGUGCGUGGUGGUGGAUGCCAAGGACGUGCACGACAAGGGCAACAGCGACACUCCAAGCUACGGCUCUCAGAAGUCCCUGGCUUUCACAGUGGCUUGGCUUCGCUCGCAGCUGAAGCAGCCUGGCACUAGUCUGAAGUGGACUUCAACAGAGAACAUGUGGGCGGAUGGCGGCACCAAGCUGAUGGACUUGACCCACAUGCGAAGAAUCAUGGCGUCAGGCGAAUGGUCAGUGAAGUACUGCCCAGACUUCGUCAAGCAGGUGUCGAAGGUGGUCAAGGCCAAACCGGUGAAGCUUGCAGCAGGCGCUGAACUUCCUGGAGAGGCUGUUUCGGGAGGAGAUGAACUGCUACCACACCUGAUCGGGCUCAGCGACAAGCGUGGCUGGCACUUCCAGGCACGAGUGGGAAUUCAGGUGGAUUUCCUCCACGAGAAGGGCUACCUAGAAGUGGAGCACAAGGACACCUACAUCGAUGAGGCCAUCGGCUGGUCCAUCGCCGCCCUUGGCUUCCUCACCCAGCUGGCUUGUGGGUUUCAGUUGCCCUGGUUCCUGAACUUCUUCCUGUGGCCGAUCCAGCUGCUUGAGGCCACCAUCGUGUGGACAGUGAGUGCCUGA